Molecule: messenger RNA, 10507 nt
Organism: Tigriopus californicus
Lineage: Eukaryota; Metazoa; Arthropoda; Copepoda; Harpacticoida; Harpacticidae
Product: mucin-2-like
Exons: 2
Coding region: 922-10368 (3148 amino acids)
Source: RefSeq, a predicted model, not a curated record
GCCCCUGUCAACACACUCGUUGAAAAGAUGGAUGGAUGGAUGGAUGGCGGAUCCAAUGGAUCGUGGGCUGGCAUCGGAUUGAUUCUCUUGGACUCGUGAUUGGCCACCCGUGGCCGCCAGCAACGCCUAGCAUUCCGAUUCAUGAACAUCCUUCAGUAGAUCGAUCCGGUGGGCUGCCCUGUCGAAUUUGACUCCUUCAAAGUCCGAGAUCCGCCUUAUACUGACAGUCUGUUGAAAUAUCUAUCUGUAGAGAGGAUGGCGCCACCGUCCGAAUGAGUCCGUGAUAUUCAGCAGCACGAAGAGUGUCUGCUUGUUCUUUGGACCCACCCGCCAUAAUCCCACCCACCCACCUGGAAGUGUAUUUGAGACCCCGAGGGUCGGGACAGAACAAUUGGCCAGUCACACCACCAGUCCCUUCUUGACGUGGCUCGUUUUAUCAACCUCAUGGGUCUCGGCGGGGCUGACUGCCGAUGUGGGUGGGCUGUGCCCGGUGUCCGUCGAUUGGUGGGCUGAGACUGGGGCCGAACGGCGUGACCGUGAUUCAGUGUCAGGUCCGCACUGGAACCUUUGAGACUUGAGCUAGAGUAAUGAUGAGCAAGUUGGCUAUGGCGACCAUCACUCGUCUUCGAUUCAAGCGCAGGCAGGUAUACUUGCCGAAAAACUCGUCCAUUGGCCUUUACACCAGCUCGACCUCGAUGGCCGUCAGGAUCUUCGUCUUUCUCCACUCCUCAGCUAAUUUUCCUGGCAUUGAUCGACUGUCCGAUCCCCUUUGAGCUGGGCCUGACCCGAUUAGCCCUGACAUUAGCCCGAGUUAUGUCUCGAGUCGUGAACCCCUCACUCGAACCCCUCAGGGUUUGGACCAGGUCGCUCAUGGGUUGACCACCUUAUCGUUCUCGAUAUUCGCCAGGUCCGACCUCAGACAUGGACCCGUCGCACCCCUAUCCCUAUUACGUGACUGAUCCGCCCGUGACUGGGCUGGAUGCGGGCCCUGGCUCGCGUUCUGGGCUCAGUCACCUCUCUGCCGCCAUUCAGCAACAGGAACACCAACGCCAAGGAUACUAUGCCCCACCGCCUGGUGGCAGUCCAUCUCAGUUACCCAUUAAACACGAUCCUCCGGAUCCUCGGAGUGUGGUUUUGGAGCGGCGACCCUCUGUUAGUACUGCUUCAGUCGGCGGACGAGUCGCGAAAGUCGCUCCGAUGCCGCCUAUCGUUCCUUCUCCGUCGUCUACUGCGUCUUCGCCCUCGACCCGUCUAGGUCCCGGCUCAUCGCCGACCUUGUCCCCGGAAGAGGCCCAACCGAAUAGCCCCUUACCCUCGAGGCUAACAACUUCGCCGACCGUUAAAAAGUUGAGUCCGGCUGAAAUUCAGCGGAUUCGCAUUAACCAAGCCAGUGAAUAUUAUCGAAAGCAACGUGAGGCUCAAAACGAACGCGACAGACUGAGAGUGGUUGAGCAAGAACAAAAGCAACGAGAAAUUCAGUUAGAACAGCAACGAAUACUGGAACGACGACGGACCUCUAAUCCUCACCCGGUAUCUAAUCAUUCUUCACAUCAUCCAACCCAACAAUGGACAGGUGCUCCUUCCUCAACCGGGUUGAUGAAGCCCAGUGCGGCAGAAAUGCACAUUUCCCCCGGGCCUGUUACAAUCCAGAGAGAAGGAGGAGAAGGUAUGGGCUACGGUGGAUAUCAAGCUAGCGGCUUUCAUACGACAAAUGCACCUCAACCAUACCAAAACUCAACUUAUGGAGGGCAUACUUCUCAUACCAGUAAUCCUCCACACCAUCCGGCCAUGAUGGCCACAGGCGUAACAAGCCAAACCAGUAGGAAUAUCGAUUUAGGCGCGGUGGUUCAAUCGACCAUUGUUAAUAACGUGUCCAAAGAGUUCACCCAACAUUGGAUCAUUGUGGGGCAGGACAUGCGCACAUUAUUGCUGGACUUCAAUGGGUCAUUUACCCUGUUGAUUCCCAACGUAGAAAAUGGCCAAGCAUUUCGGGUGAACUCAACCUCAAUGGAGAUACAAUCUCGAUCAUUGAGUAACGGCCAAAAGUUGACCUUUAUGAAGUUUCAGUUUCGUGAUCCACCCACGGAAAUCGUCGCUCCAGUGCUGCAAGACAAGAAUAUGGGCUAUAAAGUACUAAAACAAAACAGUGCGUGUGUGUUUAUCGGCAGAAUUUUGGAUGAAAUACGUCCCAAUGCCCAAGUGCCUUCAAGUGUCUCGUCAUCUAGUUCCCAUGGUUCUGGUUCGCUUCAGUCUGCUCCUCUUGCCCUUCUUACACCUCCUGCUCCGCCUCCUUCUCGGCUGUCUCCUUCCCAGUUCUCGUCAACUUCCCUCAACAAUCUCGGUCCAAUGAUACGUCAAGUUAGCGAGACCGUUUAUGGAGGUCACGAGGCCGAACUACUCAUUGCCCCUCCUCCCCAGCAACUUCAUUUUAAACCCCAAACAGACGAACCUCAGGAAAACAGCUUCCCUUUUUACCCAGAACCAACCAAAGUGAUUACACUUCCUAAUGUUACUCUGAAUGAGAAAAUCAAUCCAGUAGAUUUGGGACCACCAAAGCCAUCUAUGCCAUUGUGGCAUGGAAAUCCUAAUUUGAAAGAUGUCAUGGCCGAAUCCCCACACCCUCCAAUGGUAUCCAGUCAGUUACAGAAUCCUUCGUCCGUAGCUCCGCAAAGUCAGCAUUCAUCUCCUUUGCAAACAGUGGUUUCAAGUUCAACGUCUCACGAAUGCCAUCAACAAUCUGCGAAAAUGAUCCUCUCGCCGAAGACUCCGCCCUCCGCCACCUCUACUCUUUUCGACCAGACGAAUCCCCUCGAAAGUUCAAAUUCAGUAUUUUCGGCCUCUGAAAACAGACCCAAACCCGUUCGCUCGGCAGAUUUAGCAAAUGUGUAUCCAGCGUUGAAAGAUGAAGAGCGUCAAAAGCUGACUCGAUGCCGAUUUUGUGAACGGACCUUUGUAUUCGUCAGUGAGCUCCUUGUGCACAUGAAAAUCCAUGUCUUGGAUGUGUCGAAAGUCGCAGAAAUGUCUCUCAAGACGUGGGUUCAAGGCCGUAGAUUAAAGUGCGAUGUCUGCAAAAACAAGACCAGCUACACUUUAGACUAUGCCAAACACAAAGAUGAUCAUCCCAUUCUCGGACUAACAUGUUCACGCUGUUCAAUCCAUAUUAAGUCCCCUUUGGAGUUGGCCAUGCACAUGGAAAAAGAUCAUCCUAUUCAAAUCUUUGAAGUCAAAAGUCAAGGUAAAACUGGGACUUCCGAAACUAGUGAGGCUACUGAAAACAACUUCAAAAACAGUCAUCCGGAUCCUUUGAACAAGUCAGAUUUAGUAAAAGAAAAAGGAACAAAUGGAUCAUCCGAUUUCCCCAGGAAUUUAGAGCAACCACCAAAGACAGGUUUUCCACCUAAGAUAUGUGUCAAUCCUUGUCAUGCUCUUUCCCCGGUUGGUACCAAUCUGUCAUCUCCUUCUCAUUCAAUAGCUCUAAUUCCAUCUACAUCUUCUUGUGCUUCAAAAUGGGAACAAUCUCCAAUUCAGGACCGACAAGAAGAACCUCCACUUCAAUCACUUCAUGUAAUGGCCACUCAUUCACUUUCGAUCGAGCCGCCCGACACUCAACGUUCCACGGAAAUCAACUCAAAGAUGUCGGAAACGACUAUAAAUGCUCACCAGGAUGAAGAUCUGGAAGACAAUCGCAUCAUUGACGACUUGGCUAAACACCUAUGUGAAGAGGUUUUGGAGCAACCUCUUCCUGGUUCGACUCCAGCGCAGCCGACCGUUUUCCCAGAUGUUAAUUAUAGCCAUAAGAUCAUGGCAGAGACCCAUUGUUUCCCAGAAAAAAAUCCCUUGACUUCGCAAUCUUCUAUCGGACCAAAAGAAAUUGAAGUCAAAACUCUGUCAAGUGUUAUGCCAAAUAAUUCUUCCGUUGACUCGGCAGAAAUAUCCGAUCUGGAUGAAAAAAGUAACCAUCCAAUGUCUAAUAUGCAUCCCUUGGGAUCAAGCUUGAGCCAGUUUCAUGAGAUUGAUUCUGACCUGCCCGAUUUUAACUCAGUCAUUCGAGAAUCAUGCCAAGGUCCCCUAACUGUGAGAACCAUGCCUCAUAAAGAUCCGCACCUACUUGGGAAGGUGGAAGAUCUAAUCAAUUAUGAAGAAGCCGAGAUAACACCAGAAACCACUUCUGCAUUGAUGACGCCUUCGGCACCGGAAGCUUCUUUGGCAACAGUGACAUCUUUGACAACAGAGACCUCUUUGACUUGGACCACUUCGGGAGCAGAGGCUCCUUUGGCAACAGGGACAUCUUCGACAACAGAAACCUCUUCAACUUGGACCACUUCGGUAGCAGAGGCUCCUUUGGCAACAGUGACAUCUUCGACAACAGAAACCUCUUCAACUUGGACCACUUCGGUAGCAGAGGCUCCUUUGGCAACAGUGACAUCUUCGACAACAGAAACCUCUUCAACUUGGACCACUUCGGUAGCAGAGGCUCCUUUGGCAACAGUGACAUCUUCGACAACAGAGACCUCAUCGACUUGGACCACUUCGGCAGCAGAGGCUCCUUUGGCAACAGGGACAUUUUCGACAACAGAAACCUUUUCGACUUGGACAACUUCGGUAGGAGAGGCUCCUUUGGCAACAGGGACAUCUUCGACAACAGAAACCUCUUCAACUUGGACCACUUCGGUAGCAGAGGUUCCUUUGGCAACAAGGACAUCUUCGACAACAGAGACCUCAUCGACUUGGACCACCUUGUCAGAAGGGACUAAUUUGGCAACGGAGACUACUUUGGCAGAAGGGACUACUUUGGCAACGGAGACUACUUUGGCAACGGAGACCACUUUGGUAACGGAGAACUCGUUGGCAACAGAGACGUCAUCGACAACAGAGACGUCUUCGACACCAGUGAUCUCUUCGACUUGGACAACAUCGGAAAAGAGGAGUCCUCUCUCAACGGAGACUAUUUCGGUAAUGGAGACCUCUUCGGGAAGAGAGGCUCCCUUGGCAACACAGACGUCCUCGACAAUUGAAAGCUCUUCGGCACCAGAGACCUCUUUGGCUAGGACCACUUUGGUAACAGAAACUCAUUUGGCAACAGAGAUGUCUUCAGCAACAGAGACGUCCUCGGCAACAAAGACAUCCUUGGCUACAGAGACCUCUUCGGCAAGGCCCACUUUGGUAGCAGACACUCCUUUGGCAAGAGAAACUCCUUUGGCAAGAGCAACCACUUCGGCAACAGAGACGUCUUUGGCAGCAGAGACGUCUUUGGCAACAGAGACGUCUUUGGCAACAGAGACGUCUUUGGCAACAGAGACGUCUUUGGCAACAGAGACGUCUUUGGCAACAGAGACCUCUUCGACAACAGAGACCUCUUCGACAAGGCCCACUUUGGCAACAGAUACUCCUUUGGCAACAGAGACGUCUUCGACAACAAAGACGUCUUCGGCAACAGAGACCUCUUCGACAAAAGAGACCUCUUCGACAAGGCCCACUUUGGCAACAGAUACUCCUUUGGCAACAUUGACGUCUUCGGCAACAGAGACGUCUUCGACAACAGAGACCUCUUCGACAAGGCCCACUUUGGCAACAGAGACGUCUUCGACAAGGACUACUUUGGCAACCUCUUCGGCUGGAAUUCCUGUUUUGCCAAAAAUUUCAAAUGGUAUCAAUCAUAGUUUGGAUCAACAAUUAUCAACAGAAUUUAACACCUCGGAAAAGGUGACCACAGAAGACGAGGAUUUCGAAUUAAAACUGUCUGAAGAUUCCGAUUCGGACAACGAACCACCGGAGCGGCAUGUUUGCGAAAUUUGUGGCGAUGAGUUCGCAACACCCACCUCACUCAAGAUACACCGAACGAAAUGCAAGAACAAUGACGAGCGGCUUCAAUGCAGUGUAUGUUUAGAUUGCUUUAUGUCAACCACCUCAUUGAACAUGCAUUUGACAAUGUGCAAGAAAAAGAUGAAGAUGAAAACCCUCGGCGUUGGUGAUGAUUCUGUGUUGCCGACACCCCUCCCUAUUCCUGCGACCUCAUUCAUCCAUCAAAAAGAAAAAGACGAUUUGAAACAGAGGGAUCUCGAGGAGGACCAAGAUCCAUCAAUCGAAAAGACACCGGCUGUCAUAGCAAGGGAGGAUCAAGGCGAGAAGUACAAACUUUUCUCGUCUCAAGGUCCUGCUCGUCUCUUUCCCGCCUCCCCUUAUCCUCCUCUUCCUCCUCUUCCUUCUCCUUCUCCUCCUCCUCUUCAUCCUUCUUCGCAACCUUUGGGUGCUUUUCCUUUCCCUUCACUGAAUGCAAAAACCACCACGGGCCCAACUCAGUCAUCAUUUCUCGAUUCGAUUUGCAAAAUUGGUAAAAAGUUACCUUCGGAGGACCCUGAGGUGGUGAGGCCUGUGGUGGUGAACAUUCGCGAGAAAAAGUCUGCCAAAGUUAAAAAGAAAAUGGGAAAGCACCAUCCCAAGUCGAUGUUGAAAAACAACACUCCAUUAUCUCUCACGUCGUCUAUAUCCCCUUUAAAAGAUGACACAUUGGCCGUAUCCAAAGACGCAAUACUAAAAGAUCAUGGGGAUGAGGAGAACACGCGGUUCCAAGAUCUAAAUUAUGACACAGUCCUGUUUGAGAACUCCCAGGGCAUUAAAUUGCGUCUCAAGAAGCAACCUGUUGGGGAUAAAGGAAGUGUGCCAAGUUCCGUUGAGAGUGCAAAGAAUGCCAGAAAGAACAGCACCUUUCCCAUAGAGAAAGAGAAACCAUGCCCACAAUCAGAAUUCAUACCAACGUCUGAACCCAAAUCUAAAUCCAAACUUAAGCUAGUGUCGAAGAAAAAACAUUUGUGCAAUGAGAUUACGUCCACCCCAAGAAAUGAAACAAAAAAGACAGUCGCCCCCUUGAAAUUGUCCAUUCUGAUGCGCAAAAAUUCGACUCUCGCCGCUCAAGAAGCCAACACCCCAAAAGAAGAGCCUUUAAAGCUGAGGAUUUCCUUGAAGAGGCCAAGUGGAUACUCCGAGCCCUCAGUCACGCCUCAUAAGUUACGCAUUCGAAGUCAAGCGAGCCAGUCUACUGUGGCACCCAUGAAGCUGAAAAUAUCGAAGUCGAGUGGUACGAAACAAACUGCAACAAACUUGAGUCAUCAACCUCCACCAUCAGCUCAUAAGCCUUUGAACUCUGUCGUACCCCCAAUUCUCGCCAAAUCAUAUGCCACAACUCCAGAAAAUCCUACUAGAAUCCCCAAGCUGGUCCUUCGAACGAGUUCAAUACCAGGAAAGGAUUCAUUUUCCCCUUUGAAAAGUUCAAGUGUCUCGGACCUCGAGGAGAUACCCAAUUUCCGUUCUCCGUAUUCGACCAUGGUGCACAUACGGAAAGACCGAUGUGGACGGCUCAACCGAUCCACAAAACCUAAACGGGUGGAUUCGUUGGCCAAUCAUUUGCUGGCUUUAUCGUGUCAAGUUAGGCUUCAUCCGGUAAUGCUAGAGCACGUUUCACCCCGAGAAGUUCACCCAUCUCAGUUGAAGAAUGUGUUCCAUUUGUGUCCCAAGGAUUUGAGCCUUCUCGAAAAGAAUAGCAAUUCAGCUCAACCCGUCAAACCCAAACAUGGGUCCAGCCCAUUUUCAGGACCCAAAAGAAGUCUCGUUAAGCGCUCCAAGAUGUCGGACCAAACGGUAUGGCGAGACAAAACCCCGGCAAGUGACUCACCCGAUGGACAACCUUUGAGCUCUCUUCUAGCUACUAUUGAGUGCAAAAAUCCCACCAGCUCUACUUGUGAUGAAAGUUCUCAGUCGAACUUAAACAGUUUGAGAAAUGUCUAUCGAACCGAUGAAUAUUCCGCUGCCUGUUUCCGUUUGAACAACGAAUGUGAUGGGGGCGUAGAUGGCGAUGUGUCUUCGAAUGAAAACGAUGACAUGUGCUCAGAGUCCGUCACAACACGUCUAUUCUCGGCGUUUAAGGUGAUUUCUUCUUUGGAAGAGACCCGGGAGAUCGUUCAAGAUCUUCUCUACGAUCUGGUCGGUCAAAUCUCAUUCGAUUCACAAUCCACUCAAUCCCCAGCACCCGCGUCCACUCCAAGCAACACGACCAAAUUUGAAUGUUUCCGGGUUCCAAGUGGAACAUCCAACAUCAAUGUCAAGAGACCACCCUUGAAACGAAGUGGAUCCGGUUUAGAUCGGAGUGACUACACCAAACGUCGGAAACGACGUCGAAAAUUGGUCGAUAAACUCAUCAUCCGUACUCUCAGAUCUCCCUCAACCUCCACAGACGAGGAUAGCAACAAUGAUCACCCGGAUUCGACCAAAAAAGUUUGCUCUGGAAUCUUAAACGAUCUAGUGUCCACGGUUGUGGCGCGAGAGCCCAGAAUGAUCAUUCCAGCACUUAUCUUAAAGCGCCCACCCAUUGCAAAGAAGAACCCUAUUGAGGACAACAAAAUUGUGCCUCCUUUGAAAAUCAAGCUGUCGGAAAACGCGAGCACGUCCAAAUCGACAUCUCCCUCUUGUGUCAAGCCAAAUGCGUCUGUAAUAGAAAUUACCUCCAAUCACUCGAUGGCCAGGCGAAAAGGACCACCUCCACCGACGCCAUUUACAACCAAAAUGACCCGUCCAAAUAAUCGAGGCCCGAAUAAGUCUAAUGGGAGCACAAAAUUGACAAGCCCGGGCCCAAAAAGUGUGAAAAUAAAGAAGCUCCUGAAAAUCACCAACAAGCCUUUGCCUCCAGUUUCGAGUUUAAUACAAGACGCCCAGGAACGAGAAGUAAUUGCCAAAGCUAUUGACGAGAUUGCUCAAAUGGACAUGGACUCGCCUCAACGACCUCAUUCUCAUUUCGAUGCCAAGUUGGAAAGGGUCCCAAUCAAGAAGCCACUACUUUCUCCAACAAAUGUGAUCUCGGACGAUUCGACUAAGCGUCUCAAAACGUGGCCCACGAAAAGAGAGAUGUGGAUCUGUGACACAGACCAGCGAAGCCUUUCUCCAAUUUCAGUUUCCGUGAGUCCACCCGUUUUCGCCAAGAAAUCUCGAGCUUGUCCGUCCAUGUCUCCCGCUCCUCAUCGUAUUUGCUUACCCGUCCAACCCUCGACUACAAGUCAAACGCCAUUUGUGGCUAGAAAAUCUGGCCUUCCGCCAUCCGCAUUGUCACCGACGCAUCCUUACGAAGAAGCAUCGGAUGAAUCUUCUUCCGAAAGAGCUGUCUCUGAAAUAUUAUGGAGCAAAGAAAGCUUUGGCCUCAACCCCGAGGCCUAUAGCGUGAUUGACCAUCUCUUUGAGAGUGAAGUACAAAAAUUGGCAUCCUCGAUUGCGAGUAGCUCAGAGGAACCCGAAGCCGAAGUUGAAUCUGAAUCCCAGCCCGAAUCUGAAUCCCUGCCCGAAUCGUCUCUGGAUCCGGCCAGUGCAAAAGAUUGGGUGACCAAGAUCCUCCUUGAUCUCAUUAGCAAUAUUGUGGAUAGAGGAGUGGAGCCGGUCUCUGUUCCCGUCCAGACAGAGGCGUUCGAGACUCGAAUCAAAAGCAUUAUUCUCGAUGUGGCGGAUGAGGCCGUUUUUCGUUCCAAAACUCGGCCUAUCGACAUUCAAGAGCUCUCCAACUAUAAAUUGGCUAAGAAAUAUUCCGAUUUCCGUUGUUUGCCCCAAGAAUUUAAUUACGACUCCGACUUGGGUCGGAGUGAAGCCGUCUCCUCUGAGGCUGACGAGUCCCAACGCGAAAUUACGUGCAAUAACCAACCCCUCUUUGUUGUCUGGAAAGAAACCAAUCCUAGUCCAUCAGCAAUUCCCCCCACUAAUGUAGAGAGCUCCAAUGGGACAUCGGCUUUGUCAAAAUCUCUGACAUCCCCUCCCAAGAAAAAAGGCCCUUCUGGUUCAAGUGGCGCGUUCUCCAGGAAAAGUUAUGUGAAACGUCGGCGCAAAAGAUCCAAUCAAGCCGCCUCCAAAGCGCCAUUUGAUCAACUCAUCUCCAAUACGAGACGCAAGUAUGGCAUGGUCAAGGUACAGCAACAGCCAUCACCGCCACCAACACCAACACCAACACUACCGUCAACUACCACAGUGAUGACAACAGAUUCUGACACUUCCUCGAAUAUGAUCACGGAUGAAUUUCUCCUUCUGGAUUGUUCGGAAGACUCAUCAAACUGUUCCUUGUACGACGAUCCCGCCAAAUCCACGCCUUCGCCAACCCCAAGUUUGACCUUCGACCCACCUGGAAUGUUUGUUGAUGAUGAGUUCUCACCCGUGAAUUCUAAUUCCGAAACUAAAGAAAGCGAUUUUGACGACGAGGAUCAGAUUGAAGGGCAGAAGAGGGCUCAAUAUCAAAAUUCGCCUACGACGAAAAAGCCGCUCCUAAAGAACGUUUUCGUUCCAUCCCAUCCUAUUCAGACGCGAAUGAAGAAGCGAACCUUGCGAGGAUCUACCAAACUGUAACGAGUCCUUGUUGUUUUGUUUCCCAAAGUCUAUGCAAAUUAAUCGUUUUUUCUCAUUGAAGCAACAACUGCUUAGCUAGCUUAGAAUUCAAGAAGUAAGAUCGAGCCCGAAAUUAAGAAAAUGACCCUUGUUUAGUACA